Mya arenaria is the source of this 6495-nucleotide messenger RNA. RefSeq names its product regulator of G-protein signaling loco-like. Gene Ontology annotation, biological process: signal transduction. The record is from RefSeq and is a predicted model, not a curated record. NCBI's taxonomy places the organism in Eukaryota, Metazoa, Mollusca, Bivalvia, Myida, Myidae. Gene Ontology annotation, molecular function: protein binding; GTPase activator activity. The coding region runs from base 10 to 5703 and encodes 1897 amino acids. The transcript is spliced from 19 exons.
GGUUUAAAAAUGGAUAACAUAAUGAAACAAUUCAGUAAAAUGCCUAAGGAUGUUAACAUAAUACAAAACAAUCUGACCAGAAAGGAAAAACAAGUGAAUGCGCAAUACAAUGGUAAAGACAGAAACACACAUAUUUGUGAACAGUUUGGUGACGCAACUAGAGACAGAGUUCUUGAUGGUUGUGAGGAUAAUUUGGUCGAGAAUGGGGAUAAUUUAGCAGAAAACUUGGAUUCAAGUGCGAAUUUAACUCCGGUUAAAUUGGUCAUUCACGAUGCAUGGUGCGAGUUGACAAUGUACCCUCCCCAGCAGCUUCAUCAGCCAAGACGGCGGAAGAAACGCCCAGCCCAUGGGCUCAAAACAGUGGAAGUCAGUCGCGGCAAGUCUGGAUACGGGUUUACCAUCUCGGGUCAGCAUCCGUGUGUGUUGAGCUGCAUUGUAAACAACAGCCCCGCAGACAAAGUGGGUCUGCGUCCCGGUGACUACCUCAUCUCAGUAAACGGACUUGACGUCUCUCGACACAGCCAUGACGAUGUCGUCUGCAUGGUCGGCACCUCCACAGGAACUCUUACCAUCCAGGUGGUAGAGAACUACAACAGCAGCGACUCCUCUGAUGAUGAACACUACCAGUGGGCCAAAUCCAAGUACCGUGCCCGACGUGGCCACCGUGCUGACAAAUACAGUGAGAAAAUGGACAAACUUCUCGCAGACAUAAGCAACCAGGAUCGUCAUUGUCCUGAUGGCACCAGCCAUGACCCAACCUCUCGGCCCCUAGCGGGAAUGGAUAAGAUUGAUAACAAUAAAAAAGCUGAUCAAUUAAAGGCGCGAUCAUCAAGACCACGUCUUCACAUGCCAGUGGGCGCCGAAAAUCAUGAAAUUCAAGCUGUGGGGACUAGUUAUAUUGAAGCGGGUGCUACUAACAUGUUCAAAGUACCUUUUCAGAAAAGUAUUUCGUGUUCAAAUGUGCCAGCAACAUCGAGUGUUCCUACGCGUAAUAGAGUCGAACCGAAGCAAGCGUUCAUUAAGAGCACAUCUCAGGGACAAUUUAAUGCAAAACAAACACCAACGAACCAACAUUCGUACCCUUCUCGAUCUCACGCCACUCCGCACCUUGCUCAGAUGUCGCGGGCCAAUAUGUACGACCAAUUUUCUCCAAACUCAUUACAGCAAAUAAUUAACCAUUCACUACACUCCUAUAGUGCUGCAAAUGAGGCAUUUAUUAUGAAUGAAGAUGAGACUGACAGCGACGACGAAGAUGAUGAUGAUGAGGAGGAGGGUCCGUUCUCACCCGAAGGAGAGAUGGUUAGGAUCGUGGUGGGAUAUAUUGGUUCACUUGAGAUGCCGGGAGAUCCGAGCCAACCGCAUGUGAGGAUACAGUCCAUACGGAAUGCUGUGCGAAGACUCCGAGUUGAGCAGAAAAUCCAUACACUUGUUCUUAUGAUCGUCACCCCGUAUCGGGGCGUUACGCUUGUUAAUAUGAGCGGGAAGGAGAUAGCUUUCUAUCCCGUGGAGCGACUGGCCUUCAGCGGGGUGUGUCCAGACGAUAAGCGUUUUUUUGGUAUCGUGACGCUGCGGCGGAUGGCAGACAACAGUGAUAGUGAUGGGGCUUCCCGAGAGGAGACGCAGGGUUGUGCGUGCCACAUCUUCAUGGUCGAUCCUGAGCUAACGGCUCAUAACGUUCAUGCAACAAAAGCCAGGUCGUUCGGCUUUGAUUGCACUAUGGCCCAAGGUACACAGCGAUGUGUGGAGUUUCCGCGAUCAACUACACCAAUAAUAAUGUCGAUCUCAAACUUGUACAAAGACAGACCCAAUACCUCAGUGGAAAAUGAUAUGGAGAGAUCUCAGGUGUUCGCGAAUCCAAAUAGACAGAUUGAGCAUGUAAGGACCAGUAGUAGUAGCAGCAACAACAGUAAUAGUGACAGUGGUCUAGGGUUAUGUAGGGAUGAUAAUCGGCCCAGUAGGGGUGUGGGUGUGGUGGUUGAAGAUCCGACCCCUCCCCCUGUCCCUGCCCGGCCACAACCCCCACCUCCUCAGCUUCCUCAGGUCAAGUGGUCGGGUAACACAAUGUACUUGAUGGAUGGACCAGUGAGACAAGCGAGAACCUCAAGCUCCAGUUUAGACCAGGUUGAUACGACUCAUACAAGUAGUAGAUCGACAGCUACUCCGAAUCUAGAUGCUUCAACAAGUCCAGAAAUGUUAGCCUCAAAAGAUAAGCUGAAUGUUCGAGCUUUGCCUGGAAAGUCGCCAGGAAGAAACAGUUUGCCAGGUGAUGGAUUUGAAGACCAGAAUGCAGCAGAAAAGCUGCGACAGGGCAUGCAGAAGUUGUUACAGACGCGUCAGAAGACCUCACCUCCUGAUCACACCAGCAGUGACACGGAAUCCCGCAGUUCACAUACGGGUAGCGAUCUCACUAGAUCAGCAUCAGAUAGAUUUGAACGGCCCGUCUCAGCACCUUUUAAAUACUUGUCAAAUGAGCAUCAUUCUGAUAGUAAGCUAACAAAGAACAAAUAUAAUCACAUAAAGCAGGACUCAGACUCUAGUCUUGCGGACAAACUGUCUCCACGGGCGUUUCUCUCGUCAGCAUUUUCUCCUGUUGAGGGUCGAAAUUCAGCCUACAAAAAGGGUCGGUCCAAAUCCCGCCCCCAUCAGGAAAUGAGGUCACCUUCGGCCCCGCCAAUCCCCAGUUACCAUGGCGAUGAUGAAGACAGCGAUGAGGAAGGAGUCAACAGUAUUAUAAAGAGAUUUCAGAAGGAACACACUCUGGGACUGACUACCGACAGUAUAGAACUCCUCAAGGGGGAGCACUCCAUAUACAAACAGCGUGACCAAGAGCGGAAAGGCGUGACACCCCUGGGCUCUCCGGAAGAAGGGUCGGGCGUAGUCAAGGAAAGAUGGAGUGGUGUGUUUCAAAACGGGCUCUCCCCUGGGAAAUACCGGUCCAAGAAUCAUAGAAACCCCCUCAGUCUCUCACACGAGUCACUGGUUGUGCUUGACCAGGAUUCAACGCCCAACAAGCUCUCAUCGGCAAGCAGCGUGAACAGCAUCGUGAGCCAUGUUGCCACAGCAACGGAACGGGAAGAGGUGGGGCGUGUCACAUCGUGGGCCGUCAACUUCGACAAGCUGCUCAGGGAUCGUGUUGGCAUCGCUGUCUUUAAGGAAUUCCUUAAGAAAGAGUUCAGCGAAGAAAAUAUUGAAUUCUGGCAAACCUGUGAGGACUAUCGCAACAUUGCCGACCCUAAGCUGCGUAAGGCAAAGGCUCGUGAGGUUUACGACAAACACGUAGCCAUGCACAGUUCUGACCCAGUGAACAUCGACAGUGCGUUACGUAAGGGCGUGGAAGCGGAGCUGACCGUGGACAAUCCUCCACCCACCAUCUUUUUACAGGCACAGCAACACAUCUACCAGUUGAUGAAGCAAGACAGCUAUGUCCGGUUCCUCAAGUCUGAGGUCUACCGCUCAUACAUGAUGGCUGAGAUGGAGGGUCAGGCACUUAAAAUGCCUGGGGCCACAUCCACUGACCCACGACAGGUUCUAGCAACAGGAAAUACUGAAGCUGGAAAGAAGAAGGGAAAAAAUGGGAAGGACGGGACGGAGGAAAAUAAGGAGAGACGCCGGCGAUCUCUUCUGCCAUGGAGACAGAAAUCCAAAAAGCAGGGAAACAAGAAUGAGAAAAAUGAAAACGAUGCCAAGAACCUGAAACCCAGCAAAGACAACAAAGAUAACAACAUGAAUGAUCUCCCUUUGAAGUGUAACGCCCCCACCACUAUUGAUACGGUGGCUUCAAAACGAGAUUUGGCUCAGAUUGCUGUUCCUGCAACGAUAGAUGAAGAAGCUGAGCAGCCUCGUUUUUGUCGCGUGAUCAUGCCAGACGGCUCUACCACUGUUGUCGGCACGCGUCAUGGGCAGUCUAUCCACCACAUUCUUGGGAAACUGUGCGAGAAAAGAAGUCUGUCAAUUGCGAGCGUUGAUGUGUUCCUGCUUGGAUCUGAUAAGCCCCUGAACUUGAACGAGGAUAUUUCAACACUCGGUUCGAAGGAGGUUACUAUUGAACGUCGAGUGCUGUUUCGAAUGGAUCUACCAAACAAGAAAUGUAUCGGCGUCAAGGCGAAACCAAACCGACUUAUUCGUGAUGUGUUCAAACCAAUUCUCAACAAAUACGGCUUCAGAAUGGAAACGAUUGACGUUCAUUUGUGUGGCCAGUCUGAGUCUCUAUGCCUCGAUGAUAUUGUCUCGUCAAUUGACAGCCAGCGUGUAAUUGUUCUCUUGCAACCCCCUACGGAAACCCCUGUUAAGCGGACCGGAGACCAAGCGAAGAGAUUAACUCCAAAACGUCCUCCCUUACCUAAUAAGUUUACUAGCAAGUUUGGUUUCCUUGGUAACCCAACUAACAACAACAACAACAAAUCUAUUAACAACGAUACUAGCUCCUCCCUUCAAGAUCUAACUAACGAAAUAUUCGGCAGUCUUAUGCUGGAUAAGAGUGAUUCGUUAUUAGACCAUAAUUUUGACGAACUUGGAAUUUUAGAUCCGGUUGUUAAGUCUCCUAAGGUGGAGACAGUGGAUCUGACGGUGUGUUCGCCAUCCCGCGACCACCCCGACGCCGCCGACCCCGGACCGGAAGUGACGAACAGGGGCGUGGCGGGCAGGAAGCUGCGGAACAAACAGAAAGUCACCUUUGCCCUCCCGAAACAUUCACACCAAAACCAAGCUAGCAACACAGCAGGUGGUUCAUCCUCAAAGGAGAGAUCGAAAAAUGUGGGGUUAGCUCCCCUACCAGAUGGUGCCAAACAAAACAAUAUUGAGAAUGUUCCUGAUGCUGCUAGCAACACUUCUAUUAAUGUUCAGAAACACACAGAUGGUAUACGCAAUCAUGACACGGGUGGUACACACAGUCACAAUCUCCCGCGAGCAGAUGUUACCAAGGCCAAAGGUCAAAAUGAGAAAAAGUCUGAAGCGGAAGAUUUGGACCAUGAAAGCAGUGAUAAACGAGCAUCUCGGGACUUAAUGACUGAGAUCGAUGAUUACAUUGAAAGUAUUCAUGAAAACUUUGCCGCCUAUACGCGAGAUAGUGCUGUUACUGGUAGUCCUAAUGUUAGAAAAUCAUUGGGUGUUUUAGAUACACCAAAGUCGGCAAUAAAAUCUUCGAAUAAAAGUUUUACUGAGGACGGGGUUAUACCUGACAAUGACGAUGCGGAUAGUUUCUUUCGAGGAAGCCCUCCGACUGAGGAUUUUUUUGGUGACUCAUAUUUCUUAGAAAAAGAUUUUAAGGAUGAAGGUCUAAGUUAUAAUUAUAACAAGUACCUUGCAAAGUCCAGAAACUUUGUUACUCAACGAAAUAAGUUCAUUUCCGAUUCUCAGCCAGUAAGUGUUCAGUUAACAGAGCCAGCAAAAUGGGACAAGAUUGCGUCGCCAAAGAAUAAAGUGAUGACGAGAGGAGCUUCUGCAGGCUCGUUAGAAACGACGUACAUGUCUUCGUCACAUUUGCAACAUAACAAUAGUGAUUCUUCCCUAGAGAGAAACUAUCAUAUAAACCCAAUAAAUCCAACUCCAAAACCAGGAUUUCAGCGCCACUCGCGGCACACAUUUCUACAUAGUCCAAUUACGUCGUCAUCUGACGAGAGCAGUCUGUCAGCAGUCGACACUGACGGAAGCGUUUUACAACACUGCAGAACAGAUCAUGCUUCAGAUGAAGUCACAUUUGUUUGAUGUUUGAUUUUUUAGAAUGGGAAAUUAAUCAGCAAUCUUGAUAUAUUUAUUUGCUAAAGGAAAUUGGUAUUUUAAUAUGAGGGCAGUACAUAGAUUUAAUAUGCAGAAUAUCGCUAUGUAUGAAAUUAAUCAAAUUUUCAAAUUAAUAGCUUUAAAGAAAUUUUUCCUAACAAUAGUAAAUAAGUUAAAAUAACAACACACAAAAGAAAAAAAAUUAUGAGUGUGCAUAAAUUUUCGGGAAAACUGUCAUAUGGAAAGAAAAGUAAUUUGCAUUUUAGCUUUCCUCAACUUAGAUGGACAUAAGUUUAAAAAAAAAAAAUUGAUACAAAAUAGUAUAAAAAUCUUGAAACUAUUUUACUGCCUUUUAGCGCUUUUGGUAUGAGACCUCAGGUUGAACACUGACAAAACUCAUUCUGUUUUAUAUUGUUUUACAGCAGUAUUGCUCUGAAUUCUCAAAUUAUGUUUUAUUGUCUUUUAAGCCUGUCUGAUUGUGAACCAAAUAUCUUCAAAAUCCGCAAACAUUUAAAGAACAUUAUACAGUACUGAUUUAAUGGAGGUUGUUUCUUCUUUGCAAAAUUUGCUGUCUGAAAUUUAUCCACGUUUAAUUUUAUUUGAAAAAGACAUUUUUAGUAGAAAAACUACCAGUAUUUCUUAUAUUACUUUUCAUUUUUUGGGUAGCCACAAUUCAAUUUUUCAACUGCAUGUGCAGAAUUUGUCUUCGACUACGGUAUAUUUUUACUUUUAAGGAUUCUUCAUUUAAGUGAGACAUCUUCUGUCCAUAUCUUGAAACAA